CAGAGUGGAGGAUGUUGUAGUGGGGGGAGUUUUUGAGACUUGGAGCGUAGGAUUGCUGACGCGGAUAGAGAGAGGGGUUGUGUCUGAAGACCUCCGGCACGAUGUGGCUCUGGCUGUUGCUUUUCUCUCUGUUUUUUCCCCGAGCAGAAGGUUACUUUUCGGAGGAGAACUACGCGGAGGAGUCGGAGAUGCAGGCGCCCACCGUGGUGAUAGCGAUCAUCGCGCGCAACGCGGCGCACUCCCUGCCCUUCUACCUCGGAGCUCUGGAGAGACUCAACUACCCCAAAGAGCGCAUCUCCAUCUGGGCGGCGACAGACCACAACAUCGAUAACACCACUGCAGUCCUGAGGGAAUGGCUGACCGUCAUGCAGCAGUACUACCACUACGUGGAGUGGAGGCCCAUGGACAAGCCGACGUCUUAUGCAGGCGAAAUGGGGCCUAAACACUGGAGUAACGGUCGCUAUGAACACAUCAUGAGGCUCAAACAGGCAGCGCUGAACUUUGCCAAGAAACGCUGGGCUGAUUAUGUCCUGUUUGCAGAUACAGACAACGUCCUGACCAACCCGGACACUCUGAACCUCCUCAUGGCUGAGAAUAAGUCAGUGAUCGCCCCCAUGCUGGAUUCUCAGUCGGCCUACUCCAACUACUGGUGUGGCAUCACGCCUCAGGGUUACUAUCGUCGCACAGCCGAAUAUUUCCCGACCAGGAACCGGUACCGGAAAGGCUGUUACCCUGUUCCCAUGGUCCACUCCACCAUUCUACUGGACCUGCGCAAGGAGGGCACCAAGAAGCUGGCCUUCUACCCGCCGCACGCCGAUUACUCCUGGCCCUACGACGACAUCAUCGUCUUUGCCUUCUCCUGCAGAGUUUCAGAGGUACAGAUGUACGUGUGUAAUAAAGAACGUUAUGGCUACCUGAACGUUCCCGCGAAACCGCACCAGACCGUAGAGGACGACCGCAUUAACUUCGUCCAUCUCUACCUCGAGGCUUUGAUCGAUGGACCCCCCAUGUAUUUGUCCCGCUACGUACACGUUCCUCCCAAGCAGCCGGAGCUGAUGGGCUUUGAUGAGGUUUACCUGAUAAACCUGCGCAGGCGGCCCGACCGCAGAGAGAGGAUGCUGUGGUCUCUCUACGAGCUGGAGAUCAACGCUAAAGUGGUGGAUGCUGUGGACGGAGCAGCUCUGAACAGCAGUGAUAUUAAGAUCCUGGGUGUGGACCUCCUGCCUGGUUAUUAUGACCCGUUCUCCGGCCGCACGCUCACGAAAGGAGAGGUGGGAUGUUUCCUCAGCCACUACUACAUCUGGAAGGAGAUGGUGGACAUGCAGCUGGACAAAGCGCUGAUCUUCGAGGACGAUGUUCGGUUUCAGGGCAACUUCAAACGGCGCCUGAUGAGGAUGAUGGAGGAGGUGGAGCAAGCCGAGCUCGACUGGGACAUCAUAUACCUGGGCAGGAAGCAGGUGAAUCCGGGUGAGGAGGAGCAGGUGGAGACGGUGAAGAACCUGGUGGUUGCUGGUUAUUCGUACUGGACGCUGUCCUACGCCAUCUCACUGCAGGGAGCUCAGAAGCUGAUCAACGCUGAGCCGAUCUCCAAAAUGCUUCCUGUGGACGAGUUCCUGCCCAUCAUGUACGACAAACAUCCCAACGAAGACUACAAAUCCCACUUCCUGAACCGGAACCUGCAGGCGUUCUCAGCGAGCCCCCUGCUGGUGCAGCCGUGUCAUUACGCGGGCGAUGCGGAGUGGGUGAGCGACACGGAGACGUCCACGCUGUGGGACGAUGAUAACGUCCCCACGGACUGGAGGGGCUCGUACAAGAGCCUGAAGGGCGGAGCUCCACCGGCUGGCAUUCAGAGCGCCGCCUACAGGGACGAGCUGUGAAACACAGAGCUGAAUGUGUGUGUGAGAGACAGAGAGAGACGUUCUGGACGUGUGUGUAGUGCGAGAGAUCACCGUACAACGGAGAACGUUUCUAAACAUGGACACCCGGGAACCGCAAACUGUGACAAACAGGAGACCUUUAACCUGUGUGUGUGUCUUCUCAGGUACAUACAGUGCAGUCUGUACAGAAUCUAACACAAUUUUGUCCUUUUAAAGCAAAGAAAACUGAACACAGAACGGCUGCAAAGUUUAAACAGUCAGUCUGGGAAAAAUCCUGAAGGUCUGGAGUUUUUUUUUGUUACAAAAAUGCACCAAACAGUUCAUUUUUAUUACUUUAUUCCGAUUUUAUUCCACUUUAUUCCGUCUCAUGUUGGUCUGUUUACUGGCGGAUCAUCACAUCUUUGGUCCUCUUGUUGAGUAAGAACAGAUCUAAAGACCACAUUAUCUACAAUCAACUCAUCAAUUAGGUUUAAUUUCCUAAAAUCUGAGACUUUUGGGGUAAAAAGGUUGAAAUGUCCUGUGUGGUUCACCUCAUAUGAACAUCCAUGAGCUCAGAAACAAACAACAAAAAAAAAAAACUCUGAAAGUGUCAAAAAUUGUGUUUGUCUGAUCCAGAUCCACAGGCUGCACUGUAUGUGGUUGCAUUAGGGUUUUAUUUUUUAUUUUAUGUUUUUUAAACUUGGUGGCAUCCCAAUCAUUUAGCAUUUUUAAGUAUUUGUAAUGUUUAUUGCUCAUUUUUUUUUAAAAAAAGUAAAAAAAAAAAAUUACUAUAUACAUAAAACAGUGUUAAACACGUAAUUUACAAUGACCAAAGUCUAAUUUAGUCAGACAAUAAAACAGCUACUUUGCACGUCUCAUGCUAAAGACAAUCAGAGACAGAACAAAGUGUGUACCUGUGUGCAUGCAUAUUAAUCACAGGCAGUUAUUUUCUUUUUCUGUAUAAUUUCCAGUUGGUUUGGUAUGUUUCCUCAUCAUCAUCAUCAUCAUCAUCAUCAUCCACAUCCUCGUGAUUUCUCGUAUUUAUUUCCUGAACCUUUUCAUCCUCCUUCGUAUCUUUUUCUCCUGAAAAAGUGCAGAUGAUGAAAAGAUGUCGUAUGUUAAGAUUCUGGUUAUUUUUCCUCCACAAAUCACUAAAAUAAAGUGUAUAAUAAUGUAACAGAUGAUGUUUUGGUUCCGAGUCAUUUAAAUAAAUCUUUCAUGAUUAUUAUAAUGUG
Molecule: messenger RNA, 3091 nt
Organism: Pangasianodon hypophthalmus (striped catfish)
Lineage: Eukaryota; Metazoa; Chordata; Actinopteri; Siluriformes; Pangasiidae
Gene: cercam
Product: cerebral endothelial cell adhesion molecule
Exons: 12
Coding region: 102-1877 (591 amino acids)
Source: RefSeq, a predicted model, not a curated record